This is a messenger RNA of Periconia digitata, 1590 nucleotides long. The record is from the annotation of a GenBank genome assembly. NCBI's taxonomy places the organism in Eukaryota, Fungi, Ascomycota, Dothideomycetes, Pleosporales, Periconiaceae.
CAACUGCGCCGACUUCUCAACUAGCUGGCUUCCAGCACUGGGCAGUCGCCUUGUAUGUUAUUGCCUCAUAUGCCACCUCUAUUACUCAAGCAUGCAUUGUACACGGCGUACAUGCGCAUGUCUCAAUGUACUCCAUGAAUGCCCAUGCUAACAUGUGAUAGCAUUGUUUGUAACUUCAACGUGGAUGUGGGUCCGGAAAUAGAGAUCAUAUACCCUCCCGAUACUCCAUUCGCACAGGGUGACCUCAGCGCCAUCUGCUUCAACAGCUUUCCGGAGCAGCAAAAUACGGAGACCCAGGACGACCUCACUUUCAGCUUUUCCAUCGCCAACAACUCACCCGACGUCAGACUGAGUUCGCCUCGAGCUCCCCAUGCGAGCCCAGACACCUUUUAUGGCUCUUGUGUCUUUCGUCAGGAGUAUGAUGGUUCCAUGAAGAGAAGUUUCAACCAGCGUACUUUGGUUCUCAUCACCCAUCAUAAUUUUCCGUCAUUCUACCACCGAUUACUGCACCAAAUGGCGUCUGGACAACACAUCAGUGAUCCAACAACGCUCGAAGCAGCCCACUCACAGAUGGCAACGUGGCCGGCACCCGCCCUUGGUCGGCAAGAUCUUCCGUUCAUAGGCUCCAUGCUCACUUUGGAUAUUGCUCCACACUCGGCCUUCCCGCUCCAAGGCUUAUCUGGGCCUAUACCAUUGAUUCACGAGAAAAUCAACCAGAUCCAAGCUUACCAACCCCUCGGCUCUUGGGAUAGAAUAAUGCACUUUAUGCCCUGUAUAUCCGACCUCUAUAUUCUCUUCGAAAAGCUGGUACUCUGUGAGAGCAUCAUAGUGAUCGCUGAGUCGCCCCAAUUAGCCACUGAAGCUGUGUCGUCAUUGGUUGACCUCGCUCGCCCAAUACCCUACGCUGGUAUAGUGAAGCCAUAUGCAACGAUGCAGGCAGACUUUCGCUGCGUGGGUGUCGAUGGGGGCAUCCCGAAUCCUUUUAUAAUAGGCAUCACGAACCCGUUCUUGUUAAAACGCAUCGUGGGUGCAGUCGAGGCUACACAACGAACGCGACCUUACAUUCUAUACCUUCAGAAUUUUGAUGGGCCGGUGCCGGCAAAGCGUCAUCAUUCCCUCCAUCACAAGUCUAGCCGGAAUGUCCUUCUGAACCUCCCCGGCGGCGGCAUCGAGGCGCGUAUGCCUUCUAAACGCUUCCUUAAAUCCGAUCACGAUAUUAUCUCUCACAUUGAAACACUUCUCAAAUCUGGGGAUCAGACUCACGACAUCGAUCCCUUGGUUCGUCGUCACUUUGCUGAGCUCACAGCUCAGUUCCUCGCACCCAUCAACCGGUAUCUUGCAGCGACGAAUGUUAUGUCCCCUGGUGGUGGCCAACGAUACGCAAGCUUUUCUUCGUCGGAAUUUAUGCAGAAUCUGGUGAAACACGGUACAAGUUUGAAGAUUCGAGGGCAAAGCCCCAUCCAUAAGCAUCGUCACAGAGAUGGGUUUUAUGAGAGUUUUUGCCAGUCGUCGAACUUUUACUCAUGGCUUGACAUGAAGCUAUCGUUGGAGAAGGAGGCCAGCGCUGGUAUGCUGGGCGCGACUAGUUGA